Messenger RNA from Toxotes jaculatrix (banded archerfish), 1284 nucleotides. It is a transcript of the gene gmnc, whose product is annotated as geminin coiled-coil domain containing. NCBI's taxonomy places the organism in Eukaryota, Metazoa, Chordata, Actinopteri, Toxotidae. The transcript is spliced from 4 exons. The record is from RefSeq and is a predicted model, not a curated record. Gene Ontology annotation, biological process: negative regulation of DNA replication; negative regulation of cell cycle. Bases 1 to 1284 code for a protein of 427 amino acids. Gene Ontology annotation, cellular component: nucleus.
AUGGAAACCCUGGCAUCUUUUUGGGCCCAUGACCCCUGUGACCCCAGCGACCUCGGAGAAAAGCGGCACGAGACAUCGACUGUGUGGGAGUCUCAGUGUGUCUUUAACAGCUGUCCGCCUGCCGGUCUGAUGUGGACAGAUCAGCUCUCCCCUCAGCUCCAGAGAAACAAACAGCUCCAGGACACUCUGCUGCAGAGAGAGGAGGAGCUGGCCAGACUGCAGGAGGAGAACAACAAACUCAGACAGUUCCUCAGCUCUUCAUUUGUGAAGAACCUCGAGGAAAAGGCUAAAAAACUAACCACCGAUGGGAGGAGGAGGCUGAAGAGAAAACUGACAUCUGUUGAUGAAGGUCCUUUCCAGAACUGUGUUCAUCAGCCCGUGGCCUCCCAGCAGAUCAGCAAGAGAGUCUGCAGGAACCUCACUGCCGAGUUCUGCUCUGAGUCCUCCGAAACGUCUGCCUCCUCAGAGCCAAACCUGGACCUCUGGGUUCUGCGAACCCUGGGACUGAAGGACCGAGACACCAUCGAUACAUCCAGCGACCCCUUGUCCUCAUCUGGUUACAGCCUCACAGGUUUAGUUUGUGAUGCUGCAGACGUCUCAUCCUCGUCCUCUGGAUACUCUCUCCACUCUUUCAGCCCUUCAGUUCCCACCUCUGCACCUUCUUCUGCCCACAUCUACUGCCAAAGCAAUCCUGCCAAUUCAGCUCAGAACUGCACAAAUUCUCCAGGUCAAUGCUCUGACUUCACUGCCUCCACACCCGCCGGACAGCAUGGAGCUCCUGAAGCUGUGAUCAGGAGCUACAACACACUGACUGCCUUCCAACCUCCUCCACUAACCGAAGACCUACCCUUCACCCAGUCACCAGACAGAGCAAAGAUCUGCUCCUCCACUACCUCGAGUCGAGCACAAUCUCUAGACGGAAACCCAGCAGAACAUCUGGCAUACUGGUCCUCACUGAGAGGCAGCCAGACACCAUCACAGGACACAACCCAGUUCAGUCCGCUGGGAGAAAGAAUCCGUUUCUCUCCCAUUUCGUCUUCGAGUCCAGUCACAAACCAACCCUGGACACCAGUUCAAGGCUGCAGCCCAACAAGCCCGUCAGCUGGAUCUCAGCCUCCUGUCACGCCUCAGACCCCUCGCAGCCGCGUGGACUUGGCGUUCAGUAUGUCUCUCAGCCCGUCCAGCAGCGUCAAGACCCACAGCUUCCCCCAGGGACAAGCCUUUGUCCGAAAGGACACAGAGGGAAGGUGGAAUUUCACCUGGGUCCCCAGACAAGGACCAUAG